AUGAAUGGAAGUAACGAUAAUGGGUCUGCUGAUAAUGCAGUGGAUGCCUCUUCGUUUGCCAGUAUUCUUGCAGGUGUCAAGCGGAUGAGAAAUCAAUUUGGAGGAGAUGCAACGGAAGAUUCCCUGAAUAUUCAGAUUUCACAGCCAGAACCAGAUUCAGAACCAGCGCCCAAGCGAGUGCAACUCGGAACUUCCAAAGACAAUAUCGGUACAGAAACUUCAUCUCCUUAUAUUUUUCUGGACAAGGAAAGACAAGAACGUAGUCGAGAUAACCCUGUGAUAAAUCCUCGCAUAAAUCGGACUACAUUGCAUGUUGCUACAGCUGAAGCUAUAGGGCCAAAUCUUCACGCGAAUAUAGCACCCAUAAAUGUAGAAACCUCCUCAUCAAGCUUGCCAGUUUCUUCAGUGAGAGAUUCUUUGCCUGUCAGGAGAGUUCUUGCACCAUCUGAGAUUCUUGUGAAUCGAUCUCAGAUAGGCAAUCCGCUUCUCAAGGAAUCGUUGAUGAGAAUCACACCCUGGCGACAGGAUAACGAUAUACUAUCAGACUACUAUAUCAGUCCAAUGCUUCAGAUCCUUUUCCUUUCGCUCAAGUAUCACAAAUUAAAGCCAGAGUACGUAUGGACAAGAUUGAAGAAGUUAAAUGGAGGCUCAUCGUCUGUAAACGUAAAUCGUAACGACAAGGUUCUUAGGGUACUUCUUGUGGUGAACGACGUAGAUUCCCAUCAAGACUUGGUACGUGAUCUUUCUGGAUUCUGUAUCAGGAACGAUCUAUCCCUUGUAAUUGCUUCUUCUUUUGAAGAGGCUGGCAAUUAUGUUGUUCAAGCCAAGAAGUCGUAUGACGCACCUGUGAAGUCGAAAGGUGGAAUCAGAGGUAUGAGAGGUUUGGAUUACAAUUCGUCCGUCUUAGAGGCCAUGACCGGCAUUCAAAGAAUCAAUAAGACGGACGUUUCUAACCUAUUGGCCAACUUCAAGUCAGUGAAAGAAAUUAUCCUUCAGGGUGCUCAUGAGGACUCUGAAAGUAGACUAGGCAUGAUUGGAGGACUUGGUGCUGCGAAGAUACGAAACUUGCGGAGGGUGUUUCUGGAACCAUUCAUCUACAAUAAGCAAUAUGAGAAGUUGUCUGAAAUAGAGAAAAAUGGAGAGGAUCAAGAGGAUCAAAAGAAUUUGAACCAUCUACAAGAAAUUGAUUUUGAUAGUGAUAACUUUGAUGAUUCUGACUAG
Molecule: messenger RNA, 1221 nt
Organism: Scheffersomyces stipitis CBS 6054
Lineage: Eukaryota; Fungi; Ascomycota; Pichiomycetes; Serinales; Debaryomycetaceae
Gene: RAD10
Product: Rad10p
Exons: 1
Coding region: 1-1221 (406 amino acids)
Biological process (GO): mitotic recombination; nucleotide-excision repair; UV-damage excision repair
Cellular component (GO): nucleus; ERCC4-ERCC1 complex; nucleotide-excision repair factor 1 complex
Molecular function (GO): damaged DNA binding; single-stranded DNA binding
Source: RefSeq, a predicted model, not a curated record